CCCCGGGCUGCUGGGGCUGUGUGUGCUAAGAGCAGAGCUGGAGGAAACAACCAAGAAAGGAAGGGGAAAGCGGAGCCGGUUUCGGGAAGCCGGGCCCCUUGCCAAGCCCCAAGCCGCGUUUUAUCGGCAGCGUCGCAAACCCAACGGGGGGUCGGGCAAAACCACCGCGACCCCGGCGCCUCCCGUGCCGCCUCACUUCUCCUAUUUCCCAGCUCAAAUAGAGGGAUGCUGCGGGGCCCGGGGCUGGGGCAGGCAUGGCUGUGCGGGCAGCCCUGCUGCUGGCCGUGCUGCUGCUGUGCCACCGCCCUGGGGACGCAGGUGAGCCUCCCCUGGUGGCCCUGGGGGUUGUGCGGGCUCCGAGGGUGGGUGAUGCCGGUGGGACGAUGGGUGUGCCCGUGUGCGGGGUGAUGCCGUGUGCCCCUCCAGCAAUCCUGGAAGCCAACGGCAACCUGAGCUGCCGCUGCCUGAAGAGCACGCGAGCCUUCAUCCCGCCGGAGAGGUACAGCAGCAUCGAGGUGUGGCCCGUGGGGAGCAGCUGCCGGCGCCCCGAGGUGGUGGUUAAGCUCAAGAGCCUGAAGAGGGUCUGCGUGGAUCCCGACACGCCUUGGAUGAGGAAACUCUUGCAGGACCUCCCUCACCUGAGGAAGAAAAAGGCUCCCCGCUGAGGAAGCUGCCGCCAGAGGCACGGCCAGAUGUGCUGGGCCCAAAACUGCCUCCCUUCCCCAUCCUGCUGUUGCCUUACCCCAGUCCAGAGGGGAGCAUGCUUCUGC
This is a messenger RNA of Onychostruthus taczanowskii (white-rumped snowfinch), 770 nucleotides long. RefSeq names its product C-X-C motif chemokine 6-like. Gene Ontology annotation, cellular component: extracellular region. NCBI's taxonomy places the organism in Eukaryota, Metazoa, Chordata, Aves, Passeriformes, Passeridae. The record is from RefSeq and is a predicted model, not a curated record. Bases 255 to 665 code for a protein of 136 amino acids. Gene Ontology annotation, biological process: cellular response to lipopolysaccharide; inflammatory response; chemokine-mediated signaling pathway. The transcript is spliced from 3 exons. Gene Ontology annotation, molecular function: CXCR chemokine receptor binding; chemokine activity.